AUGGAGAUGGAAGUGGAGGGUCGCCGGCCGGGGCCCGCGGCUGGUUCUCCUGCUUCCGUCGCUCUUCCCGGUCCGCUGCCAGGCGGCGCAGAAGGCCUCUCCGCCUCAGCGGGGGUCUGGGCACCCCCGCCGGCCGGAGGCGCAGACUCUGCCGUGCGGGCUGUCCCGUCACUCCCUACGGCCGUGGCGCUGCUUUCCCUCUCGGCGACCCUUCCGCCGUGGCGGCAGCAGCUUCUGUUGGAAGCCACGGCAGUCGACAAGACGCAGAAGACCUUCCGAGCGAGCGGCGGGGAGACAGCGAAGCGCUCCCAGGACGACACGAGGAACGCAGGGUCUCGCGGGACCGCCGCGUCUCGGAAGAGAGACGCCACGCCGCCCGAGGACCCCGCGGGGGGCGCUUCUCGUUCGAAGGUGCGAGGCGAGGCCCCGGAGGAGGCGCUCCCGGACGCUUCGGCAGAGACACGGACGAGAACCGACAGGGAAGAUCAGCAGGAUACCCUGGAAGCGGGGAACCCUAUUGCGGCAGCGCAUCCGGCCACCGACUGGACGCCGGAUGGCGGGGACAGUCGGCUGAACGGCGAAUCCGAAGCAGGGGAGAAAGAAGAGCCGAGUGGAGUGACGAGGAAGGACGCAGUCGUGGAGAUGGACGCAUUCCGUGGUACGCCAGGAGCGCGAACGCUUGACCACCCUUCGCUGCAUCCGCCACAGUUCAGCUCGCAUUUCCCCGUUCUUCGGGAGGCGGCAAAGGAGGCUCUUCGGAGAGUCUACCGGCGUUUCGCUCUGUGCAUUGAAGACGCAAGGGAAUCUAAGCGUCACAUAAAGGGUAGGAGCAAUUCAGCAGAUGUAGAAACGGCCGCGUUACAGAACGCGAGGAAGGCAGCGAGCGAGAGCGAGGUGGGCACGGACCCCGGGAGUCUGUCCGAUGAUUCGAAGAAGCAGGACGCCAUGACGGAGGCCUCUGAGAACGGCCACCAAGGAUACGAUCAGGAGAAAGAUCGCAGCUCUCCAUCCCACGGUGGUGACAGAUCCGGACUGGAAGAACAAAACGGGCGGAAUGACGUGAGUGACCAGUCAGCCGAUCCAGUCUACCAGUUAAGGGAGGCGUCGAAUGUCUCAUGCGUCGACGCGGAGGCCGAGAAGUCGGUAGAUGGGGGAGAUCAGAAGAAGGCUUCUGGUGAGUGGGAGGAAACGAAAGACAGGCCGAUGGCUGCAACAGAGACGUGCCCAGAAGCGACGCAAGAAGAAGCUCUUCAUGGAUCCACGAAGGCGAUGGCAGCCCCACAAGACAGAAUCGACCUCGCGCGUCCCCACGUGGCUCUGCUGCUUACGUCUCUUCCCAACAUCAGGCUGGCGCCUCUCCAUCGCAUGAUCACAGCCCACUACAAGGUUCACGAUGCAGCGCCCAUGGUGCUUUUUCUUGCGGCGUGUCCCUCCACGGGCCGGUGCCGCGGUUACGGCGUCAUUCUCGUUCAGUCCUUUGAAGUUGUCGAGAAACUCUUGCAUGCCCCUGUCUUCAUUUGGCGCGCCGCCGGAGGAGACGGUCGACCCGGCGGGUGUCGCAUUCCUCGUCCCCGUUCUUCUGCGCAUUUCUGGACUCGCUCAAUGGCGUGUCCCAAGUGCUUGGCCUCAGUCGCGUCUCCCUCGGUCAAGGGCCCCAGGUCUUUGCCGUCUACGGGAGGAGACCGUUUUUCUCCAGUCGCCGCUGGAGAGGGUGGGCGGAGAUGCGACGGCUCUGGUCGAUCGUCUGUCUCGAGCCCAGACAGCCACGCAGGCAGAUGCGUCGGUCGCGGUCCCGUCGCAGAGUCGCCCGCACGAGACGCGUCGGGAGUCUCCGGCCGCGGAGACCGGCGCUGGCCAGGCAGAGACAGUCGCCGAGGAGGUUUCACUCGUCUCGCUGCGGCGGGUCGCGAGAGAAGGCGCAUGCCUGGAGUGGGUGGGUCAGGCAGGGGAGAGGAGUUCGAGAGGAGAAAGCAGCCUCUUUGUGACAGGGCGGCGAAGCUCCAUCUGCUCGUCUCGCCAACGCUGCAGUUCCAGUGCAACGCGCGGGUCUCUCAACUGGUCACGCAGUCGACUUGGUCGCGCACGUUCUCCUCGUCGGUCUGGACGCAGCUGUUCAAAUGCAUCCUUUUCCCUUCUCUCCGGUAUUCUCCAGCGACUGCGGCGGCCGCCGAAGGGGACCCGAGCAGCACGAAACGGCUGUACGAAAUGUCUCAGGCAACUGAAGGCUCCGCGAGGAACCAAAAAGAUGUAGACCAGUUGGAGGCGCGCCGAUUGAGCCUGGCCGACGUCGGGCAGCCGCCGACUGUCAGUCUGCAGAGUGAGAGUCUCGCGAGGCUCGGCGCGUCGGCUACAGCGGUCGCGGCCCUCCUUCAAACCAGUGUCUACACCACAUCUAAACGCCUUUACCUCAACCUUCCGCACGCCGCUUUGCGUGCACUCCUCCGGCAAGACGCUCGAGGUUCUUCAGAUGCUCUUUUUUCUCCCGGGAAGCGAACGGCGGCGCCUGCACUGCCGCGCGACAGCGACCAAGAGAGCGGCAUGCGCGAGAAAAAGAAUGGAGACAGGGGAGGCAGACCUACAGCUUUUUGCGAAUCUCACGAGGCAGGCGCGCCCCUCGGAGGGCCGAGGUGUGAAUCUGAGGGCCAGCACGCGCUAGCAAAGGACCCUUCUGCGGACGGUGAAGUGCAGGCGGGAACGAAGAGCGAAGCAGACACGGCAGACAGUGCGGAAACCGUGGACACUGGCAGAUCGGAGCCCGAGGGAGGACGAGGCGUGAAACGGUUAAGAGAGGAAGUCAGUUUUGCGUCGAAUGUGCUCGACAUGAUCCUCCGAGAUCGCCGGCCUGCCACGUUCACCAUGUCUGACGACGACGGCGCCCGUUACUCCAUUGAGCCUCUCUCCAACGGGACGGACAGCGGGUACCCGUGGCACGUAAAGCCCUCCGGACCCUCGGAGUCUUCAGAGGAACUUUCAGAGACAGUCAGCGAUGCGUUGGAUGCUCUCUUCCGAUCACUUGUUGAAGAGCAAAUCUAUCCGGUCGAGUACCUAGCUUUUGAGGGCGUUCACGUUGGCAACGCGUGGCUUGUGCCUCCUCCCCGGAGUCCUCUGUGUGAAACCGCGCCUCCGCCACACGGGCCGUCGGCCGACAAGGCCCACCAAGGCUCCAAACCUCUUCGCUGGGGCGAGAAGAUGGAAACAGUCGUCUUGCCCCAUGUGCUGCUCGUCCGCGGCCUCCCGAAUGCCGCGGUGGAGGGAGCGCAGCAGAGCCUCGAGAAGAUGCUGGCUGAACUUUGGGGGUCAUGGCUGCUCUCCCACGCAGGAGCAGCAGCCCCGGUGGUAGACGAAACCGGUUCCGCAUCCUGCUCGCUUCAGUUGGCUUCGUCCCUCGGCCGGACUGGUGGACGAGCGACGGACGUUCUUGCGCAGGAGCUCUGGGGCUGGCAACUCUUCGACUUUUUGGAAACGCGGAUGCUGCGGGGCGACGGCUUUCUCCUUCUUCCUUCUUGCCUACCGGCAGCGACUGCCCUCAAGCUGCUCUCCGUCUGCUCUCUGCCGCAAACCGAGGAUGGGUCUUGCUCGACGCUUGCGUCUCGCUCUCCACAGACGGAGAGCUCCGGCGACGCUUCGGCCUCCGCGCCGCUUUCUCCUCUGUUGCUUCCGCUAAUCUUCAGGGUGCCGUCUCCCUCUGCUCCACAUGUUUUUUCGGUGCUUCCCUUUGAGGUGUCUUCGCAUCUGAAAUCGCGGGACCUCCCGUUUAUCGUUUCGCUCGUCAACAGUGUCUUGCGUCACCUCCUCCAUCGCUGUGUCGCCUCGACCGUUUGCUGCUGUUCGCUUCGCAACAAGGAAGUUUCGGAAGACGCCGAGGCGCCUGUGAAGCGGCGGUGUUGCUGCUGUUCCUCGUGCAGUUCGGGCGCGGCAGGCCCGACCGGACAGGAGGCAGAGAAAGCUUCGAGUGAGCCGCGUCUGCCUCCAGAGGCACUGCCAGCCGCCGAAGAAGGCGACGCGACGGAGGCAGGUGACCCCGCGAGCGAGGGAAAGAGCACUUCGGACCCCGCGGCUGCGAAAUCUUCCACUUGCGAGGCUCCAGAUGACUCGAUCACCAGUUCCAGCGUGCCGGCGACGAGCUGCGCGUGUUGCUGUUGCGUCGAGGAGAUUCGAGACCCAGGCAGCGAGGGGCCGACCGGGUCCACAGCACGGUCGGGGAGACACCGAAGACGUCGGCGGAUACCGUUGGGGACGGCGCAGGUGGCCCGGGGGUGGGUUGCAGGUCUGCCGCCUCUGCAAGUGCGUCCAGGACUCCCGUUUGCGAUGCCGUAUGCCCCUCUGAUAACAAGCGCACGGCGCGAGAAGAGGGGAGACAGAGAUGAAAAUCGAUACGACGAGGACCCGAUGUUUCCGCCCCCCGCUUGCGGAGCAGAGCACUUGAUCGAGAGUUUGUUCUUCUCUGUCGAAGCCUUUUUCCAGCAACCGUUUCUCCGGCCCUUCUUCAGUCUCCGCACGGUCGACGAGUGCAGAGAAAUGGCCAGUGCCGCGAACGCAGACGAGCCAUGGGCAUGCGAAGACGCCGGGGACUCUGGAGAAGACGGCUCCUCCAUGACGGGCGAUGAAGAAGAAGGCGAGAUGGAAGACGAAGAGGAGAACAACGACGUCUGGUACUUGCAGAAACGCGAAAAUCGAUGGCGUCGCGUAAGUGCGGACACACUGUGUCGCCUUGCGAACCACGAAGACCGACGCGAAACGAGCAUCUGGAAACGCCGUGAGCUUCCCAGAAGUGGACUUGGGCGGUUAUCUGGCGACACUGGAUCUGACGCCUCGCCGCCGUCGCCGACCCUUCCAGGCAGCCCGAACGAGCUGGCAUGUGCGUCGCCUGGCGACGUGGACAACCUCCGUAACCGUGGACGCAGCGGAAGCGGAGGGGCUGCCAUGGACACAGCUGGGGAAAGAGAUGCGAACGUCAUGGCACAAGAGCCAGAACCAGCCGUGCAGCCGAAGGGACCUGCGCCGGACUGUUGCGGCGGAGGUGGCCGGACGGGCACGCCGAAUGAAGAGAGCAGCGGGGAAGUAAAGGCCGCGACAGACAAGUCGACGGAAGAACGGGAGGGAGAGACACGACUAAGCGUUUGCGCGGAAGAUGAUAAAAGGAGCGAACGUAUGUCAUUGGAUUCUGGACGUUCCGGUGGCCUGUCUUCGCCCUCGAGUCCUGUCAGACGGGACGACAUGCGCGACCCGAGAGAGACAGGAGACGCGAGAGAAAAGGUGCACAAGAAGAGGUGGCUCGUUCGUCUCGACACCCGACCCACGUUAGAACAUGCGCACUCUGUCCGUGUGUCUCCUGAAACGCUCGCUUCCCUCGAGGCAGAAGGCAGGUUCAGCGUUUCUUCCAAAGACACCAGGAACCGGCCUCGCACGCCGACACGCGUGGCCAGAGAAGCCGGCAGUUCUCCUCAGGGAAGCGUUGCCGCUGUUAAAACGGAAGAAACUGCCCAGGAAGCGAGACAGUUCCCCCAUGAGGCGGAGGUCGAGGGGACAGACGAGAACAAGGACAGUGCGCUAGUCUGCUCCACCUCUCCCCGGCCACCUGAAGCAGUCAAAGAGGAGGCAAUGCAGCACGAAGACCGGGUGCUGACUACGUCCGAUCCGCAACUCUCAGUUCACCUUUCUUCUUGCCUCUUUGAACAGGGGGGGUAUGCGUCGACGAGGCCAGAGGGGGCAGCGAACCACGCGGCCGCAGACGGCGGUGUGCCGGGCAUGUGCGCAGCCGAGACGGAGCAGACCGCGGAACCUCGAAUCGAGAGUGGACAAGCAAGCUAG
Molecule: messenger RNA, 5811 nt
Organism: Neospora caninum
Lineage: Eukaryota; Apicomplexa; Conoidasida; Eucoccidiorida; Sarcocystidae
Exons: 12
Coding region: 1-5811 (1936 amino acids)
Source: RefSeq, a predicted model, not a curated record